AUCGCUCCUACAUGCGGCUGACGGAGAAGGAGGACGAGACGCUGCCCGUAGAUAUAGUUCUUCAGACUCUGUUAGCCUUUGCAGUUACCUGCUAUGGGAUAGUACAUAUCGCAGGAGAAUUUAAAGACAUGGAUGCCACUUCAGAACUAAAAAAUAAGACGUUUGACACGUUAAGGAACCAUCCGUCUUUUUAUGUAUUUAAUCAUCGUGGUAGAGUAUUGUUCCAGUCCCCCGACACAGUGAAUUCUUCUUCAAACCAAGAUGCUUUGUCAUCCAGCUCGUCACUGAAAUUUCGAAAACUUGAACCUCUGCGCCGCUAAGACUUUUACAGAUUCUAAUAAUAAUCCAGGACACUGAGAUGUAAUAUUGAAGUCGGGGAUGUAAACACUUUUUUUAAUUUCUGGAGCAGUAUUUAUAUUGAUCUUCCAGACUUUAUAAAGUAUAUAUAUAAAAACUAAGGACCUUCUUUGUACGCUGUUAAUGAAAAUGAAUUGGCAAUGCGGUGUAAAUUAUUCUACAGUUAUGCUGUGAAACACAUCUGCAAAAUUUCAUAUACUAAAAAAGUUGCAGGUAACCUAACUUCAGCUAAAACAAAAAGCAAGCUAGUCUUUACCACGAUUACUGUUCUUUGAUAAGAGGGAAUGUUUGAGUGCUAUUUAUUUUCUCAGUUUGCUUGCACUACAGUUUAUAGAACUCCUCCAGAAGUACUAUGUGCACUGCAUCACUCAUCAGCAGAAAAAGGGCAGCGUUUCCUGUUCCUACCAUGCCACGGAGACCUGCGUGGUGUAGGCACAGGAAGUCAAAAUGGUUGCUUUUUUUUUUUUUUUUUUUUUUUUACAAGACUGGAAAAUAGCUUUGUGAAGGGUUUCAUUUAUUCUUUCCUUAAUUCUUCAUUAUCACGUUAUUUCCUCGUUGCCCUCCUUUCUUUGAAAUCAAACUGUCCUACGUUGCCCCCAGUUGCCUGGGAUGUGGCUGUACAGUCGGUGCCUGCGUGGGGGAGGCAGCUCACUGCUGAUCACAUCGAUCAUCUACCAUGCUCAAGUUUGUUCACCCACUGCAUUUCUCUUCUUUGAUUGUGAAUACAGGUGGCUGAACGGUGUGUUAGUACCUCAAAACGGCACCAGAUACUAGCUCCUAUUUUCUAUGAGAUUUAUUUAAGUAUCAGUAAGCAAUGUCCCUUCUGUAAAGGUAACAAGGGUAAGGUCCAGCAGCUGUGUCUGUUUACUGGCAUUAAUACAGUACAGGUAUUCAGCUAAUUAUAGUACAGCUCCCCCCCACCUUUCCUGUCCACAGAGCCUUUAAAAUUGAUUUCUUUGUCUAGCUGAGCCCUUUGGUGAUUUAAAAUGACUGUCUUGAUUGCGUUUAUUAGGACAGAUGAUACGGUCCUUAACUACUGACUUCUAAAUUCUGAUCUCCUCUGAGGGGCUGAAUCACUGCUAACAUUUGUCUUGGUCUGGCAUUUCAGUCCAGCGAUGGAAUGCUCUUCUCCCACCUACCUGCCACAGCAAAGAGAGGGCAGUGUGAGAUACUGAUGGGGCCAACUAGAAUUUUGCAUACUCUGAGGAUGACGUGUCACUGCCUCCCUGCAAAUUCAGCCUUUUGUCCUAGCACCCGUUUUCUAAACCGCUAAGAACUGUCAAAGGCAAAAAGCUUUGCAAAACUACUGUGUAAACUGAAGCCUCUAUUUCUAGCUCUGCCCAUCCUAUGGACUGGGUGCCCCAAUGCUAGAGCAAUACCCGUAGCUGCUGCUCUACAAUCACUCUUAAGCAUCUGGGUUUGGUUGGAAAGGGUUACUCUGCCAAUUAAAACCUUAAGUGUUCUGGUUCCCCCCUAGCUGGUGUUGCUGAAAAUCUCUGCAGUAGCAUCAGGCCAGCUCUCCUGCAAACAGCUCUUUCCUUGGGGAAGAGGACUGCUGUGGUGGCAGCUGGUGGAUGGAAGACGUGGCUGAACACCAGCCAGGUGUCCUUGCAAGGCACGGAGGAAACAGCAGACAGAAUCAGUGCAGGGAGGGAAAGCAAGGCAGAAGGUCUGUAACCAUUGUACCAGACUGAUCCUGCAACCGUGGCUGGCAGUGAGCCAUUUGGAGAGGGUCUCUUAGAGCAAGGCUGCUCACCUUAUAUGUCUAAGAAGCCCCAUUUGUGCUAUGGUAAGGCUACACAGACCUGUCCAAGGUGGGUGGUGCUGCUAUGUGACGGUUCUAAGUCAUUCUUGGAGAAAAACCAUCCGUUCCUCAGACGUGAGUCAUGCUGGGAGCACCCUGUUGGCUGCACCAGGUCUCUGUUGUGACAAGUAGCCUUACUCUUCAGCAGUAAUGGUGUACAAAGCUGUACAAAUUAUUUUUUCUUAUUGAUCUUGCAACAUCCAAUAAAAACUGGUAUCUUAAAAGUG
Messenger RNA from Numida meleagris (helmeted guineafowl), 2388 nucleotides. It is a transcript of the gene MMGT1, whose product is annotated as membrane magnesium transporter 1. Gene Ontology annotation, cellular component: EMC complex; Golgi apparatus; plasma membrane. NCBI's taxonomy places the organism in Eukaryota, Metazoa, Chordata, Aves, Galliformes, Numididae. The record is from RefSeq and is a predicted model, not a curated record.